Peronospora matthiolae is the source of this 1416-nucleotide messenger RNA. Lineage: Eukaryota; Oomycota; Peronosporomycetes; Peronosporales; Peronosporaceae. The record is from the annotation of a GenBank genome assembly.
AUGACUAUGGUGUCGCCUCCUGCAGCCAGUUCGGAUGCUCUUGCGACGCAAAAGGAGCAUCGCUUACCCUACGUCAUAUACGAGGGCGACACGGUCAUAUGCCAGACCAGCGAUGGCCGCAUGUUCUUUCAGGCCGUCACGAAGGACGAGUCUAUCCGAGUUGGCAAAAAAGUGGCAAGCUUAAAGCCUGUUAUUGGCUCCUUCUACGGAGCAACUUUCGAGGAACGGAACAAGAAAUUGGUCAAGGUAACAGGCGGUCUGUUUCCAGACCCUGUGGCUCCAGAAACGGGAGAAGGCUUCGUGCCUGACGGCGACAACAGACAUUAUGCUGACACCAACUCAGCUCAGACGUUGAAGCAGACAGACAUUGGCGAGCUGCGUGAAAAGGGCGCUUCUGGGAAGGAGAUUAUUCAAAAGCUCGUCGAAAACAGCUCCACGUGGGAGACCAAGACCGAGUUUUCUAAGCAAAAGUACCUCAAGAAGAAGCAGCAAAAGUACAUGCCGCGUGUGCGCUUCUUGCGCUGCACAGCCGAGUCGCUAUGUCGCACUUACCGGCUGAAAAACCCGAGCAAAAUCUGCAAUCUACGCGAAGACACGUUGGGGCAGAUAUUAGUCUACGGCAACAUCUUUGCGGGUGCUCAGGUACUCGUGGUUGACACCUGUAUGGGAUUGGUGACUGGUGCAGUUGCCGAACGCCAGGGAGGUUCUGGACGCCUUAUAUGCCCUUACGAAGGGCAGCAGCCUUCUGCCGACAUCUUGCGUCGCUUUAACUUCGACAAGCUUACGCUGGAGUCCAUUCACUACUUGCCAUUCAAGCAAGUGCGGUUGCUUGAAAUGAAAGAAGAAGAAGUGCUGGAGCCUAAGAAAGUUGCUAGGGACGGUUUAUCGCAGGAACAGCGAGAACAGCUUGCAGCGGAACGCGCAAAGAACUUCACGCCCGAGCAGCAAAAGCGCUAUGCUGACAAGAAGGCGCGCCGCGAGGAGACCAAGCUUUCCCAUCAAAAGCCGUCGGUGAUACGUCAGUGGGCCCGGGAAAAGUCUGACAGUUUGGUGAUAGCUGCAAAUUACGACCCUGAGGCGAUUCUUAAGGCUCUGCUGCCGUACUUGGGUCGAUCCAAGCCGUUUGUUGUCUACUCUGAAUUUCUUGAGCCGUUGACCCGGACGUUUGCCCGGCUACAAAAGAUGGAAUCCAUUAUUGACCUCCAACUCAAUGAAACUUGGACACGCGAGAACCAGGUGCUGCCUGGCCGGACCCACCCCGAGAUGACUAUGAGCGCAUGCAGCGGUUACUUACUCUGGGGAAUCAAGAUCCUUGACAUACCUGCCCUAGAUGUUACAUCGAGCGCCGCUGCGAACGAAGAAGCAGAAUGUACGACGCGCAGCUCAUUUGUAGCCCUGAAGAAGCCCAAGGCGUAG